AUGGGUAAGGGUGAGGAUGAAGGGCAAGGGGGUACCAUUCAACGGUGUUUCAAUGUUUUUCGCUGUGUUAAGUCUUUUCCUCCAGGGGUUCGAUUUCAGCCAACGAACGAGGAGUUGUUCAUGUAUUACCUGAAGAGGAAGGUUCUAGGUAAAUCUCUGAGUGUUCCUCAGAUGAUUUCUGAGCUUGAUGUGUAUAAGUUUGAACCCUGGGAUCUUCCUGAGAUGGCAUGUCUUAAGACUAAGGAUCGGUAUUGGUAUUUCUUCUGCCCUCGCUCGAUGAAAUACCCUACUGGAAAAAGAAGUAGCAGGACCGCUGUAAAUGGAUAUUGGAAAUCGACUGGAGUGGACAAGGAGGUAAAGUAUGAAGAACGGUGUGUAGGAAAGAUCAAGCAUUUGGUAUUCCACAAUGGAAAGUCUCCGAAUGGGGCAAGAACUAAUUGGAUGAUGUAUGAAUAUGUUUUGAAUGAUCCAUUGCUUGCUGACAAAGGCGUGCCUCAGGAUUCGUAUGCUAUCUGUAAAAUCUUUGAAAAGAGUGGUGCAGGACCAAAGAAUGGAGAAGAAUAUGGUGCUCGUUUUGUGGAAGAACAGUGGGACAGCGAUUCUGAUGAGAAUGUGCAGGAGAGAACAUCUGGUCUAGUGUCCUGUGAUAUGAGUUGUGGGUGUGUUGGUACUCCUUUCACCUCUGUUGCUGCUACUGCUGCUCCUGAUAUGCACUAUCCAAGCACCUCUGCUGUUACGAGUACUCCACACAUCGCUGCUGCUACUUCAAGCACUACUACUGCUGUUAUGGGUACUACAUAUAUCGCUGCUACAACUUCAAGCACCACUACUGCUGUUAUGGGUGUUCCUUACCUCGCUGCUCCAACUUCAAGCACCGCUACUUGUAUGGGUACCCCAUACAUCUCCCCCACAACUUCCUUGGACGUGCCUAUUGCUGCUCCCUUGGAUGUGCCUAUUGCUGCUCCUUUUAGUCCUUUAUCCUUGGAUGUGUCAGAAGAAGACGAGGUGGACAGACUUCUGCAGCAUUUUACUGAUGAUGCAGAAGAUUUCGAGGACAUUUUUCUAGGAUUAGAGGAUUUAGACAACUCGUUUAUUGAAAUGAACGAUCUUAUUAGGUAUACGAAAAACUGAAGUAGUAUACAAAACCUACACUAUAUUAUUGUCAAUUCUAUACAAUGCAAUCCAAAAUUACAUUUUUAUCAGAAAAAGUAAUUGAGUUAACGUUAGAUGUGCCUUUGACAAGAUAUGUUUCUUUUUCUGAUCUUCUUAGUACAUUAGUACAAGUACAUAUCAAAUG
Chenopodium quinoa (quinoa) is the source of this 1297-nucleotide messenger RNA. Its product is annotated as NAC domain-containing protein 82-like. Bases 1 to 1131 code for a protein of 376 amino acids. NCBI's taxonomy places the organism in Eukaryota, Viridiplantae, Streptophyta, Magnoliopsida, Caryophyllales, Amaranthaceae. The transcript has 2 exons. The record is from RefSeq and is a predicted model, not a curated record. Gene Ontology annotation, molecular function: DNA binding. Gene Ontology annotation, biological process: regulation of DNA-templated transcription.